GCGGCGGGGGGUCGCGCCUUCUCCGGCUGCAGCAGCAACAACAGCCGAAGCCGCAGAAGCGCCCUGACGAGAAGCGCCACAAAGGAGCGCCAGCGGCGGCGGAGCUUUGCGCCGCCUGCGGAGUCGCCAUGAGCUGGGGCACGGAGCUGUGGGAUCAGUUCGACAAUUUAGACAAGCACACACAGUGGGGCAUUGACUUCCUGGAAAAAUAUGCAAAAUUCGUUAAAGAAAGGAUAGAGAUUGAACAGAAUUAUGCAAAGCAAUUGAGAAAUCUGGUGAAGAAGUACUGUCCUAAACGUUCAUCCAAAGAUGAAGAACCCAGGUUUACCUCAUGUAUAGCCUUUUAUAAUAUCCUUAACGAGUUAAACGACUACGCGGGACAGAGAGAAGUAGUAGCAGAAGAACUGGGACAUAGGGUAUAUGGAGAACUGAUGAGAUAUUCCCAUGAACUCAAAACAGAAAGGAAAAUGCACCUUCAAGAAGGUCGAAAGGCUCAGCAGUAUCUUGACAUGUGUUGGAAGCAGAUGGAUAAUAGUAAAAAGAAGUUUGAGAGAGAGUGCAGAGAAGCAGAAAAAGCACAGCAGUGUUUUGAGAGACUGGACAAUGAUACUAAUGCCACUAAAGCGGAUGUUGAAAAGGCAAAGCAGCAAUUAAAUCUCCGUACACACAUGGCUGACGAGAACAAAAAUGAAUAUGCUGCCCAGCUGCAAAAUUUCAAUGGUGAACAGCACAAGCAUUUCUACAUUGUCAUUCCUCAAAUCUAUAAGCAUCUUCAGGAAAUGGAUGAACGAAGAACCAUCAAACUUAGUGAAUGUUAUAAGGGGUUUGCAGAUUCUGAGCGCCGAGUUAUCCCAAUAGUCUCGAAAUGUUUAGAAGGAAUGAAUGCUGCGGCAAAAUCGGUUGAUGAACGCAGGGACUCUCAAAUAGUAAUAGACUCCUUCAAGUCUGGUUUUGAACCUCCUGGAGACUUUCCAUUUGAAGAUUACAGUCAGCACAUUUACAGGACUGUUUCUGAUGGAACAAUCAGUACACCAAAGCAAGAAGGGGUGAAAAUCGAUGCAAAAACCACCGUGGGCAAGGCUAAGGGGAAGCUGUGGCUUUUUGGAAAGAAACCAAAGGGCCCUGCUCAAGAAGAUUUCAGCCACCUGCCUCCAGAACAAAGGCGGAAAAAACUGCAGCAGCGAAUUGACGAACUUAACAGAGAACUACAAAAAGAGACAGAUCAGAAAGAUGCGCUCAUCAAAAUGAAAGAUGUAUAUGAGAAAAACCCGCAAAUGGGUGAUCCGAGCAGCCUUCAGCCAAAGUUGGCUGAAACUAUGAGCAACAUGGACCGCCUUCGAAUGGAAAUCCACAAGAAUGAGGCCUGGCUUACUGAAGUCGAAGGUAAAGUAGCAGCAAGAGGAGACCGUAGACACAGCAGUGACAUCAACCACCUCGUAACCCAAGGACGAGAGAGCCCUGAAGGGAGCUACACCGAUGAUGCAAACCAAGAAGUUCGAAGUCCACCCCAGCAGCACGGCCCCCAUACCGAAUUUGACGACGAGUUUGAAGAUGACGAUCCCUUGCCAGCCAUAGGGCACUGCAAAGCUAUUUAUCCUUUCGAUGGUCACAAUGAAGGCACUCUGGCGAUGAAAGAAGGGGAGAUUCUGUACAUCAUAGAGGAAGAUAAAGGGGAUGGGUGGACUAGAGCCCGGAGGCAGAACGGAGAAGAAGGAUACGUGCCAACAUCCUACAUCGAUGUAACUCUAGAGAAGAACAGUAAAGGUUCCUGAAGCGGGUUUCUGAGAAAAUGGGCGAGAUGUUGAAGGAGUUUCCACUUAAUGCUGCUAUUAUUACCUUUUUCUUUUUUUCUCAUUAUGACCAUCAUCAUUACAUUCCAGUUCUUUUUUUGUGUUGCGACUGAUGUGCAAAAACCUAACAUUCAUUUUGAUUUGGGGGAAAGGAACGUGUCCCAGCAGCCCAUCCUCAGCACCUCAAUAACCUGUGAGCACUGAAAAGCCUGAGAUUUAACAGCACAGAUUUUUUUUUCCACCACAAGACAAAACGACUGUUUUCAGAAGUGCUUGCCAUUCAGAUGCUGCCUUAAAACUCUCGAGUGCCUAAAUCUGUUGAUUGCCAACGCUUACCACUUCAGUAUCCCACCAAGGGCUCUGAGCCUCUGCUCCGAAUGACCUUCUGCAUACCUUUCUACAGUACCACAGCUGCUGGUAGCCUUGGCAGAUGCUUUCUGGGCCUCUGCCACAACAUGAUACAUGGUGCAUUGUAAACUUUAUGCAUUGGAAGCAAAACACAUGUAUCGUUUUCAUUUUAUGUCUAAUGAAUGUUUUAAAUAGGA
Molecule: messenger RNA, 2335 nt
Organism: Lacerta agilis (Sand lizard)
Lineage: Eukaryota; Metazoa; Chordata; Lepidosauria; Squamata; Lacertidae
Gene: FNBP1L
Product: formin binding protein 1 like
Exons: 16
Coding region: 129-1772 (547 amino acids)
Biological process (GO): signal transduction
Molecular function (GO): protein binding
Source: RefSeq, a predicted model, not a curated record